Molecule: messenger RNA, 3585 nt
Organism: Notodromas monacha
Lineage: Eukaryota; Metazoa; Arthropoda; Ostracoda; Podocopida; Cyprididae
Source: the annotation of a GenBank genome assembly
AUGAUCCCGAUGCUUCGUGAGUCGGACUGCGAAUGGUUGCUGAGAGAGCUGCAGUCGAAGGGCGCGGACAGCGUGCAAGAUCUGAUCAAGUACCUGCAGCAACAACAGGUUCAGAAUGAAUCUGGGUCCAGCGGACACGCGAAAACUUCCGGCGGAAACAAUGCGAAUGGAUUGUCGGCGUUGCAAGCAACGAAUCUCAUUCGGAACCAGAGUUUCGAGCGCGAACAUCACAUGCACCACCCACCGCCGCCACCACCGGCGCCUCAGCAGCCGCCAUCCCGUCACCAGCACGUCACCCCAUUGCCGCCUCAUCACCACUACAUGCACCACUCCCACAACCACCACCACCACCUACACCACCACUACGCUCAACAAGGCCCACCUCCCCCAGCCAAAAUGCUCAUGGCGAGGCAAUACGAAGGUUCCACUCCGCCGCCACUACCGCCACCAAGAGGCAGUGCACCGCCACCACCACCUCCGCCACCAGCCCGAGGAACAACUCCUCCGCCGCCUCUACCACCGCCACCGCCGACGCCGAACGGAUACUCUGCCGUGCCGUCGACUGUGCAGCAAAUGCUGCGUCGGAUGUCGCCUGGCCCACCGCCGCCACCAGUGCCGCCACAACAACGAAGCGGCAGUCCGUUUGGGAAACCCGGACGUCCGCAACCCCUCGUGGUGCAAAACACGCCGCAGGCGCAUCAGCAACUCACCCAGCAGCUCCAGGCGCUGAAUUUAUCCUCUGGGACUAUCAUUCAACAGCAACAACAACAACAACAACAGCAACAACAACCGCCACCACCGCCGGCGUCCCCGUGUCCAUCGUCGUGUACGUCGUCGUCGUCAGUGACGGCCGGGACAGUUGAUGGCGGACAAGAGCCGCCACCGCCGUAUCCGAUGGCGGAUCCGAGGGCAGUUGGCAAGUCACCGACGGCGUUGACGGUGUGGAGAGCCAAAACCCAGCCGCCGGUCAUCAUGCCCAGUGUGAGGAGCACGCUUGUGCAAAAACCCGUUUUGCAGACGGCCGUCGCACCCACGGCGCCCAUGACCCAGGGCUCGCAAAACGGCGGGCUUGGGUCAAGUCCUCAGAAUCCGCCUCAAUUGCCGUCGCACCCGCCACCGCCGCCGCCGUUGCCUCCUCAUCCACCGCCUUCCUCGUCGCCAGCGUCCGUGUCGGAUAUCUACGGAGGCUCUCAACACAGCGGUUGUUGCUGCACACAUGCCUCCGUCCCCGCGACGGACCCGCCGUCGUACCAGUCGACCAUCCAGGCCAUGGCAAACGGCGGCUACGCCACGGCGCCGAAUGGAAACUCCACGCCGGUCAUCAGCACUAUCAGUUCGGUGCUUGAGAACGCGUCGACGCCUUUGGCACAGAUCCCGGUUAAUCAAUUGGCAACGACGACGAUGGACUCUCCUCCUCCUCCGGCCCCGCCGACGGACGUCGCUGGGCCAGCCCAGGUCACCAACGGCGGCUACUACCACUUUUCCAGGGUCGGCCAUCCCGUUGGUGGCAACCAGUUGCAGCAAACUCAACUUCAGCUUCUUCAACGAUUGACAUUGGACGCUUCGGGAUGCGGUUCAUCUCGAUCCGCAAGCCCGGUGUCCAAUUCCGACUACGGGUCGUCCAUGCGGUCCCUGACGCCGCCACCGCCGCCGUUGCCGCCUCCACUGAACAAACGGGCUCCGCCACCUCCGCCUCCUUCGCCACCACCGAGUUCCAAGGGUUCUCGGGCUGAAUCACCGCCGCCACCUCCUUUGCCGCCGGCUGACAAGAAGCCGCCGCUGAAUGGGCCCAAGACCGGGAAGACAACUCAUCAGUCUCCGAUUCCGGAGCGGAAGAAGUACAGUAAAGAGAAGGAAGACCAACGGAGGGAGACGAAAGUGAAAAACUACUCUCCUCAGGCUUUCAAGUUUUUCAUGGAACAGCACAUGGAAAACUUGCUGAAGCAAAAACAACUCCGGGAACACAGGAAGCUUCAGUUGGAACGCGAAAUGAAUCGUGCUCGGUUAUCUGAAGAAGCGAGGGACCAAAUGCGAAAACUGCUUUCGCAGAAAGAGUCUAAUUACAUGAGGCGACCAUUCGAGGCAAAGUUCGAUGGACCCCGGCGAAGACUGGGUGAACGAGUGAUCAACUGGGAGCGAUCGUUGAGGGUGCCCAACACAGCCAAGAUGACGCCCGAAGCUCGGGAUCUAAUCCUCAAGCUGUGCACAGCCGCAGACGUGCGACUCGGCCGAAACGGCGCCGGUGAAGUCAAGGACCACGGGUUCUUCUCAUCCUUGGACCUGGACCGGAUUCGACUGACGGACGCCCCCUACAAGCCCACAAUUCGAUUCGACACGGACACGUCCAAUUUUGAUCCCGUGGAUCCGGACAAGCUGAGGCCGUCGGGAGACGUGGACGGCGACGGAGACAGCUCCGACGCACUGAGCAACGGACUCCACAAACCCGGUCACGCGUUUCUGGAAUUUACCUUCCGCCGGUUUUUCGACGACGGCGGAUACCCGAAUCCGUUUCACAGCAUUUCAGAGGCCAUUGCGACGGCAGCGAAUGCGAAUGCCGCCGGGAAUGGCGGCGAAGAGUCGUCGCCUCAGACCGGUUCGCCGGUUUACGUGGACUCUCCAGACUUUCCGCACUUAUUAGUUUAUGGGCCCUCUGGAGCUGGAAAGAAGACCAGGAUCAUGUGUAUACUCCGUGAACUCUACGGUCCGGGAGUUGAGAAGCUUCGUCAUGAACAUCAGACUUUCACUACUCCAUCAAACAAGAAGUUGGAAUUGAUGAGCAUUGCAAGCAACUAUCAUGUAGAAAUAAAUCCAAGUGACGUGGGAAUCUACGAUCGUGUUGUCAUUCAAGAACUUCUGAAGGCUACAGCGGAAGCGAAGCAAAUCAAUCCGCACGAUCAAAAAGAUUUUAAAGUGGUUGUUCUCACCGAGGUGGACAAUUUAACCGUUGAUGCCCAACAUGCCCUUCGGCGAACAAUGGAAAAAUACACUGCGACUUGCAGAAUUAUUCUGUGCUGUGAAUCAAUUUCGAAGGUCAUUCCUGCCAUUCGAUCUCGCUGUUUAGGUAUACGGGUUCCGUCUCCGAGUCAUGAUGAAAUCGUCAAGGUUUUGCAGAGCGUUUGCAAGAGUGAAGGACUGAAUAUCCCGUCAGAACUAGCUCAGAAAAUAGCGGAAAAAUCCAAGGGAAACCUGAGAAGAGCUAUUAUGUCCUGCGAAGCAUGUCGCGUGAAACAGUACCCAUUUGUGCCAAAUCAGAAAAUUCCUGAUCCCGACUGGGAAGAGUAUUUGAAAGCUACAGCAGCGUUGAUCCUGAAAGAGCAAAGCCCCCGUCAGUUGCUUGAAAUACGAUCACGAUUGUACGAACUUACAUCACAUUGCAUUCCUGCAUCGAAGAUCUUCCAGGGUCUGGUGAAAGAACUGCUGAAAAGUAUUGACGGUGGUCUGAAAGCCUCAGUUGUGGAACAAGCAGCUUCCUACGAGUAUCAAAUGCAUCUGGGAAACAAGGCCAUCUUUCAUUUGGAAGCAUUCGUUGCAAAGUUCAUGCAUCUCUACCUCGUUUUCCUGGAAGAAACUAUGUCUUUUAUGUAG